Messenger RNA from Babesia microti strain RI, 1452 nucleotides. RefSeq names its product tRNA pseudouridine synthase A. Gene Ontology annotation, biological process: tRNA pseudouridine synthesis; mRNA pseudouridine synthesis. Gene Ontology annotation, cellular component: nucleus. Bases 1 to 1452 code for a protein of 483 amino acids. The record is from RefSeq and is a predicted model, not a curated record. The transcript has 6 exons. Gene Ontology annotation, molecular function: pseudouridine synthase activity; RNA binding. Lineage: Eukaryota; Apicomplexa; Aconoidasida; Piroplasmida; Babesiidae.
AUGCGUUUGCCAUUCAUAUUACUCCUAGUCUACUUGCCCCCUUCACUCUCUGUGUAUACUAAGUUUACUCAAAUUGUUCCUUUUAUGGCGUUAUCUGGUGAUUUUUCUGCUAAAAACUUCUCCCGGAAGCGUAAAAAUGUCACUAAACAUUCAUCUGUGGGAGAUUCCACCAUUCAAUCUACAAAUAACGAAUUGUUUAAAAUUAGUAACGGAAUUAAUGCACCAAAGACUAAAUAUGCGAUGUAUUUAGGUUACCUAGGGACUGGUUAUUAUGGAUUUCAAAAACAGAUCGCAUUUGGAGAUAGAGUAGAGGAAACUGUAGAGACCAUUGAAGGGACACUCGAAAGGGCUUUAAUAGCUUCCAAUGCUAUAUACCCAGAGUUUAAACAUAGACUUCAGAAACUUGGGUGGUCGAAGGCUGCUAGGACUGAUAAGGGUGUUCAUGCUGCCUGUAUGGUAGUGGGCUGUAGAAUGAAUAUUGCUGAUGAUUUUUUAAAAAUUUUCAAUGAAAAUUUGCCAGGAAAUAUUAUAUGUUAUGAUGUCCUUAGGGUAACCAAGGGUUUUGACGCAAGAGCAUUAUGUUCAUAUCGCAACUAUGAAUAUAUAUUUCCAGGUUACUUGCUUGGAAAAUUUGAAAUACCCCCGCAACACUUAACUUUUUAUCAAUCAUGUUGUGAAAUGGUGGAUAGAUGUGCAAAGUGUCCCAAAACAUCUUGCUACAAUCGUUCACAAGAUAAUUUUGUAUUCAGCAAUCCUGAUAAAAUAUCUUCUACCUCAGAUACUAACUACCAAGUAACCGAACAAGAUAUCGUUUCAUUGGAAACAAUAUUUGGUGACUAUGUUGGUUCUCACAACUUCCACAACUUUAGCUCCCGAAUUAAUCCACUCAAUCCCGCUUCCUACCGUUACAUAAACUCAAUUAAAGUAUCAAGGGUUGAAUGUAUGGAAAAUUUCGUAAGAGUGUCUAUACAAGGCCAAUCAUUCCUAUUUAAUCAAAUACGGAAGAUGAUAGCAGUUGCUAUUGAGGUUUUUAGGGGUAGUGCUCCAAAAAAUGCCAUAAAAUACUGUCUAAAUAAGUUGCAUUCUGUUAAUGUUAAUACGGCGCCAGCACAAGGUUUAUUUCUUCAUCACCCCAACUUUGACACAUAUAAUUUUCAUAGAGCCUCCCCGCCACAGACAAAACAUAUUCUAUUUGAAGAUGUCAAAGAACAGGCUAUGCAGUUUAUAAAGCAGAGGAUAUACCCUGAAAUUCUCAAAUACGACAAGUGGCAUGAAUGGUUGGAGACUAUCAAUGAAUAUCCUUUUUAUUGGGAGAAUCAUGCGCACAAACUUGUCAAAGUAUCUAACAGUGAUGGCGAAAUAGAUACAAAUGAUCAAGAAACAACUCUAACUAAUGCAAUGACAGAUGGAGUUAUAAACGGAGUGUCUAAUGAUAUGAUUGACCAAAUGUGA